AUGAAGCUUGAUACACAAGUCAUCCCCAAGAGAGAUAGUUUUAAAUAUCUUGGGUUUGUAAUACAAGAAAACGAGGAGAUUAACAAGAAUGUGACACAUCGUAUUAGAGCGCGGUUGAUGAAAUGUAGGCUUGCAUCUGGUAUUUUAUGUGAUAAGAAUGUGCCACCAAGAGUUAAGAGAAAGUUCUACAAAGUGGUAGUUAGACCGACUAUGUUGUAUGGAGUCGAGUGUUGGCCAGUUAAAAUAUUUCAUGUCCUGAAGAUGGAAGCAGUAGAAAUGGGGAUAUUGAAAUAUAUGUGUGAGCAUACUAGGAAAGAUAAAAUUAGAAAUGAAGUUACUAGGGACAAGGUGGGUGUGGCUCUUAUGGAAGACAAGUUGUGGAAAUCGAGGCUGAGAUGGUUCGGGCAUGUGAAGAGGAGAGACACUGAUGCUUCGGUUAGGAGGUAUGAGAGGUUGAUCAUGGCAAGUUAG
Nicotiana tabacum (common tobacco) is the source of this 471-nucleotide messenger RNA. The record is from RefSeq and is a predicted model, not a curated record. NCBI's taxonomy places the organism in Eukaryota, Viridiplantae, Streptophyta, Magnoliopsida, Solanales, Solanaceae.